Melanotaenia boesemani (Boeseman's rainbowfish) is the source of this 4164-nucleotide messenger RNA. Its product is annotated as mothers against decapentaplegic homolog 2. Gene Ontology annotation, molecular function: DNA-binding transcription factor activity, RNA polymerase II-specific; RNA polymerase II cis-regulatory region sequence-specific DNA binding; I-SMAD binding. Gene Ontology annotation, biological process: SMAD protein signal transduction; cell differentiation; BMP signaling pathway. The record is from RefSeq and is a predicted model, not a curated record. Bases 608 to 1999 code for a protein of 463 amino acids. The transcript has 11 exons. Gene Ontology annotation, cellular component: heteromeric SMAD protein complex. NCBI's taxonomy places the organism in Eukaryota, Metazoa, Chordata, Actinopteri, Atheriniformes, Melanotaeniidae.
GUAAUUGUUCGUGUGAAAUUUAAAUAAUGUUCUAUUUUUGUUCAUUCUCUGAGAACAAAUGGUUUUAUCUUCCAUAUCUCUGAAUUACAACACGUGAAUAAAUAUGUAAAAAUAAAUAAAGAUAAUCAAGGACACUAGCCAGUAUUUGGUAUUCGUCCUCGUAUCAUCCUCCAAUCAGAUGUUGAAUAGGAGGGAUUAAGAGCUCUUGCGUAGCUAUCACGUUUGUUUUGCUGUUCCGGUCUAGCUAACCUAAGCUAACAAGCUACAGAAACGGUGGUAGCAACUUAAGAGGAGCCAACAAGCUUUGUCAAAAUUAGCUGCUGUACUGUAACGUUCAGGUAUUUUUUUUACGUGAACAGGGUGUUAAGUUGCCUGUGCACAUCUUUGUUUUUUCUUUUCUUUCUAAGAAGUGGAAUUUUGGACUGUAAAACUGGGGUGUCCAUAUAAUUUGAGUGUGCUCUGCUAGCACUGGCUUCCACCCUGUGACUUCUUGGUCACUGGAGGGGUACCUCAGAGCAAGAGCCCAAACUAUAGCUCCAGAGCCCCUCUCUGCGUGUGAGAAAAUUUUCUUUUUGUUUUCUGGAGACUUCCAGCUUUUCCAGUCAAGAUGUCAUCCAUCUUGCCGUUCACCCCUCCUGUGGUGAAGAGGCUUUUGGGCUGGAAGAAGUCGACCAAUGGGCCAGGCGUAGCGGGCAGCGGAGAGCAGAAUGGGCAAGAGGAGAAAUGGUGUGAAAAGGCUGUGAAGAGUUUAGUGAAAAAGCUUAAGAAGACAGGCCAGUUAGAUGAACUGGAGAAAGCUAUCACCACACAGAACUGCAACACAAAGUGUGUCACCAUCCCCAGCAAUUGCUCUGAAAUAUGGGGACUGAGUACACCAAAUACGAUAGAACAGUGGGAUACAUCAAGCCUAUACAGCUACCCUGACCAAACCAGAUCCCUGGAUGGCCGCCUACAGGUCUCCCACAGGAAGGGGCUUCCCCAUGUUAUCUACUGCAGAUUGUGGCGAUGGCCGGACCUUCACAGCCACCACGAGCUGCGUGCCAUUGAGGCCUGUGAAUAUGCCUUUCACCUCAAAAAGGACGAGGUCUGCAUCAACCCCUAUCACUACCAGAGGGUGGAGACCCCAGUGCUGCCUCCUGUUCUUGUGCCAAGACAUUCAGAUAUCCUGCCAGAACUGCCACCUUUGGAUGACUACACUCAUUCCAUACCCGAGAACACAAACUUUCCUGCAGGAAUUGAACCACCAAACAACUAUAUACCAGAAACACCUCCACCCGGCUACAUCAGUGAGGAUGGGGAGGCCAGCGAUCAACAGAUGAAUCAAAGUUCUCCGGCACAGCUUUCCCCCAGCACUCUGUCCCCUGUCAAUCACAGCAUGGACCUACAGCCGGUGACCUACUCAGAGCCAGCCUUCUGGUGCUCUAUAGCCUACUAUGAGCUGAACCAGCGUGUGGGGGAGACGUUUCAUGCUUCUCAGCCGUCACUGACAGUGGAUGGAUUCACAGAUCCAUCAAAUUCUGAGCGGUUCUGCCUGGGCCUGCUGUCCAAUGUCAACAGGAAUGCCACUGUGGAGAUGACCCGAAGGCAUAUAGGAAGAGGAGUAAGACUGUACUACAUUGGUGGGGAGGUGUUUGCUGAGUGCUUGAGUGAUAGUGCCAUUUUUGUCCAGAGUCCAAACUGCAACCAGCGGUAUGGCUGGCAUCCAGCGACGGUGUGUAAAAUCCCCCCAGGGUGUAAUCUAAAAAUCUUCAACAACCAGGAAUUUGCUGCCCUGCUGGCCCAGUCAGUCAACCAGGGAUUUGAGGCGGUCUACCAACUCACCAGGAUGUGCACCAUCCGUAUGAGCUUUGUGAAAGGCUGGGGAGCCGAAUAUAGGCGACAAACUGUCACAAGCACUCCUUGCUGGAUCGAGCUGCAUUUGAAUGGUCCCCUGCAGUGGCUUGACAAGGUUCUGACCCAGAUGGGUUCCCCAUCUGCACGCUGCUCCAGUAUGUCCUGAACAGCUGAGGAAUCACCCCCCAAAACAUUACAAAGAUCAUUAAACUCUAAUCUUGUGAGUCCUUAAAUGGAGAAAAAAUGGAAACCCCCAUUGAAUCAGUUUUUUGUAACAUACUUCAUAGUAUUUGUGGCCCAGUUCCACAUUUCUCUUAACUUUAUACACCCACAUACAGAAGAUCAAAUGCACCCACACUGUUGCACUCACAUAUGUACACAUACAGACUUUUCAGUAAAAACAACAAAAAAAAGAGAUUGGCACUUUUUUUUUACCCAUCUAUGUCAUGCACCUUGUUAAAUUGCUUUGCCCCAAAUCCUUAAUAUUAGAUCUAUUUGUGGUACAAAUAAAAUGUAUAUUGGUUUUUAGUGUGGGAAGUAGGGGAAAUACCAAAAAUAUCUGUGAAUAGUUUCUCAGUGUUGAAGAUGGCUUGUAUAAGUAACAUGAGCUUGAAUGCUGAAAUGAUUUUGUGUUCCAGCCCACCACAACCAUUGUUCUGAACCUAAGUUUACUUUUCUCUGGGAAAUUUGGCCCCAUCUUUUGUCAGGGGGAGGAGGCUUAGUGAAGAAACGAUGACCAUGGUGGCUGUUUUUCCUCUGAAGGAAAUGCCACAGUGUGUUUAUGAAAUUUGAUUAAAUUGACUGCCACAAUGGCCCUUUUUUUUAACUCGUGUGUCGUUAUAAGACAUACCCUUUAAAUGGACAUAUAGGAAUGUUAGUAAAAGAAAUAUUUCCACAUCUCUAAACAGACUGCAGCCUCAGUGCAGCUAUAGUUUGUUUUUGUAUUUUGUGUGUCCAUACAUGGCACCCCUCUGUAUUUGAUUUGCAUCCCCACUGAAAAGCCUGAUAAUGAAGAUAUUGGCCAGGCUUUGCAGGGCAAACUGGGCAGGGACCAGAGAAUAUAGGCAGUUAUCAAAAUUCAAUGUUUUGGUUUUUUUUUGUUGUUGUUUUUGCCACCCCCACCCCCACCCCUCCUUUUCUGACACAGUACUGGGAGUCCUUGGACUCCUCAAGGUGAAGCAUUAAACGUCUCACCAAGAGAAAACUGAAGGUAUCAAUUAAUUCAUUCUGUUUUUAGCCUAUAUCCCCAUUGUUUUGCUACUUUUUUGUAUUCUCAUGUAUUUUUAUAUAUAAAUAUACUUAAAAUUUUCUGUCGUUCACUCUUUAUUAAAAUGUUUUCAAGACCACAGUGGUUUAAAAAUACAAGAAGGCAUGGAUCUAUGUUUUAUCCCAAGUUCCCAAUAGCAUAUCGUUUUAUUUUAUUUUUAAACCAAGACAAUUAAUCACUGCCCUACAUGAUGUGUAGCUUAUGAAUAGCCUUUGUUUUUUGUUUGUUUUUCCCAAAGAAAUCUGGUGCAUUUAAAGUACAAAAAACAACUUUUAGACUUUACUGAAACCUAAAAUAUACUGUCCCAUAAUAGUUUUGAUUAUUACUGAGGCAUAAAGAACCUUUUAAUGCCCAUUCAUUCAUCUCUUCCUCUUUAUAAACACACGUGACCUCUUGUAGCUUUUUGGUGCUUAAUCAAGCAAGUAAAUCAGCCAGAAAUAAUUGGCUGGAACCGUUACAGCAGCAUGGGAGGAGAGUGAAUGUGCUUGCACACUGGGACAUUCUGUGUUGAUGUGUGUAUUGUAUUUGUUCAGUCAUUGAAAUACAGUAUGUACAACAAGACUUACUACCUUAAUCUCAACUUACUUGGCUGUUGCAAGUUUAACAUGCCCUCCCCUCCCCCUCCAGCAUCUCUUCUUGUAAAUGCGUUUACGAUAUGGCACUAGAGAUUGUACUUUAAGUGCAUCUAGUGACGUUUGGAUUUGGGGAACUGAACCAUUUGUUAGGGUCCAGUGUUGCAUUGUUUUUACCUUUGGCCUACAACAUAUGAAUGUGAAACAAAGAAAAAAAAAAACAUUACAAAAACUGACGUGGACCAGAAUUGCAUAUGCAUAACAGUAGUACAGUAUGUGUGUAUUUAACAGUAAUCUUUUUGCAAAGCAGUCAGUACAGUAGAUGUUGCAGUUGUUUUUACCAGUAGAGGGCAGUAUUGGUAGAGCUUCUCUAUUUUUUUUUUUCUUUCACCCUUUCUUUUUUUCUUUUCCUUUUCUGACCAUAAGCUUCUCAGGCGUGUGGCAUAUUAUGCAGACUUCAUAAAACACUAAUAAAGAUUUUUAUUCUCAUGA